AAUGCCCUAAUUAUAGGAAUAGUUUUUUUUAUUAACAAUACCGCUCAUUAAUCAGAGAAGACAGUAUUUAAAUAUUAUCGAACUACGCAUACAAAAGACAGAAUUGGAAUACACUCUUAAUUAGAAGAGGAAGACAUAACAAUAUACUAUUAUCUACAGCUGAGCGCGAGCAAUAUAGAACCGGUUUUAACUGUAAUCGAAGAUAGGUAUUUGAAUUGAGGAAAACCCCGAAGUAUUGUGGCUUACUAAAGUCAACAAUCAAAAUCAAGUUUUAGUAUGCAAACCACCUCUGGCUUACGCUUAAUAAAAUGUUUAAAAUACUAGCUUUCUUUGCCGUUUUAAAUGUUGCAGUAUCUCGUUUUGUUGGUGAUGAGUGCAAAACAUCUGGCAAUGAAGGAACAUGUGUGUUAGUCAAUGAUUGCCCUGUGGCCAUUAGGGCAAUAAAAGAGAAUGAUCGCCAUCCAUAUAAGAGAUGUGGUUUUAGUGCUGAAAUUGAAAUUGUAUGUUGUCCUAAGACAGAAAUUCUAUACAAACCUACAAGGACCUCUACAAUAAGAACAGAAGAGAAAUUUGGUGGAAAUCGAGUUGCAGAUAUUCAAUGCAAGAAAAUAGUAGAUUCUAGUAUACCUCCAUUAGGAUUACACAUAAUCGGCGGUGAAACAGCGUCCCUCGGGGAAUUUCCGCACAUGGUUGCACUAGGAUACGAGCGCGAGGACGGUUAUGAAUUCCAAUGCGGCGGUUCACUUGUUUCCGAAUAUUAUGUUCUUACUGCGGCGCAUUGUAUAGACACACUGGACCAAGUAAAACCAAGCAUAGCGCGGAUGGGUGUGGUUGAAAUAGGAGGCAGUACGUUCAAUUCAGAAUCAGAUGUAAUGAUAGCCGAAUUAAAAUUGCACCCAAACUAUGCAAGAAAAGAGAAAUACCACGAUCUCGCUUUAAUUAAGUUACGAUCACCAGCUGAAUUGUCAUCUAAUUUGAAUGCGAUAUGCCUUUACACCCAAGAUGAUGACCCGCAAGUUGCUUUAACUGUCACGGGUUGGGGAAAAACCAGCACAACACGUGACAUAAAAAGUAAUAUAUUACUGAAGGCAAAUGUGUCUGUGGUCGAUAUAUCCAAGUGUGGCGAGUCUUAUACAAAUUGGCGGCGGCUGCCCAAAGGUAUUGCACAGACACAGAUCUGUGCCGGCGACGAGUUGGGACGACAUGACACCUGCCAGGGUGACUCUGGGGGGCCCCUCCAAGCUCUUACGGAGAGUGACGGGAACUAUCGGUUAAUCGGUGUGACGUCAUUCGGCCGCGGUUGUGCCUCUACAGUGCCUGGAGUGUACACGCGUGUCUCUGAGUAUCUCGACUGGAUCGAAAGUGUCGUCUGGCCAAAUGAAUCUUAAAACUUGUUUGAGGGAAUAGAUAAAUAUUAGCUUUUUCAAAUGUUCUAUAAAUGAAAUUUGUUCACUUGCCGCUAGUGGUACCUACAUGAUUUAUCCCAGUUUACAUUGUGUUCAUAGUUCUCUCUGAAAAGUUUGUUUUAAUCAAAAGCUGUCGUUUAUAUCGACCUUUAUAAUAAUUGUGAUGUUUAAUGUUUAAAAAAAAGAUCUUACACCUAAUUAAAACGUGUAGUAAAUACCGUGUUAUACCAUGGUUAAGAUGCCCAUAGAAAAACAAUGGUCACCAAUGCCAUACUAGACAUACUAUCGUAAGGCAGCGAUACGAAUUGCGAUAGUGUUCGUUAAUCUCCAUAAAUCUUAAAUACCUCAGAAGCUUUGCCAUGACUUUAACAUAGUAUAAAAAUGUAAGAUUUUUUGGUAAAAAAAACCUUUAUGUAUACUGCAGUUACAAAUUUAAUAAUAAUUGUACUACGUUUUGAGACAUAGUCACUUUCCGACAGGUGUGACCCAAUAUGUUCUAUGAGAUUAUUUUUUUAGCUCAUUCAUUAUCAUUUGCUUACGCUACGUCACGUAACCAUUUAUUUGUCUCUAGCCCCGUGUUUUGGACUAGAGAUGUCAUUGAGAAAUCACAAUGUAAAAAUCGUUUGACAAUUCACCUUUCACAUCCAAUUUUAAUAGAGAAAUGAAUGUACAGUACUCCCAAAUUCAUAAUGCGCUAUAUUUUGCGCGUUUUCGUAUUCGUGGAAACACCCGUAUCAUUAAAUCGUAAGAGCCCUAAACAAUGCACUUACAUUUUGCACCUUGUUCGAAAUAAAUAGUGAUAUAAGAGAAAACCUUUUAUGAAUAUAAGGUUUCAAUAAGCUAAAAUUAACAGUAAAAUAUGUUUUGGUUACAUUUGAUACAUUGACACAGACACUAACAAAACAGAUUCACAACAACAGAAACAAUGUCAUCAACUUAUUGCUGAUAGUUUCAAGCAAGAAGUUUACAUCGGAUAGGGAAACAAAAUCAUACACAUGUAUACAAAGUCAUGCACAUAUAUUAUAUAUAGUUUACACAAUCGAAAACUAUUCGGGCGGCCGCCGCCGCUAGCAUUAUUAGUUUGGGAGUACUGUAUAAGUUUGUAAUGUAACAAAAACAAAAAAAAUAUUUUUAAAUACAUAUAUAUUUUUUAUCAUAUUCACAAAUUCCUACAUUUUCUAUAUGCUGAUGCAUUAGUCACAACAAUGUUAAAGACUGCACUAAAAACCUAGAGAUUUUAAGAUUAUAAGUUCAAAAAUAUUUUAAUCAAAACACCUACAAUAUUGUAAACAUUUAAAAUAUUAACUAUAAAUCAAUAACUAACAUUUAUGUAAGAGUUUUAAGAAAUUUAAAUUUCCUAUUUGGAUAUAGUAAUCCAUUUUCUAAUCAUUUUUUGUACAUGUGUAAUGCCAUACAAUUAUAAAAAUGCUUAUGUUAAGAAUAUUAUUGAAAUAAUAUAUUUUAUUUCAACCAUACUUUAUUAAUUAUGACUAUUCAUGUGUUUUAAUAAAACAUUUUUCGAAUGUCCCUUCUGAGGAACAAGUUAAGAUCGAAGUAAGUUUCCAGAAGUGUUAUUUUUAUUAAAUCACUGGGAUCUCAAAACAUGUAACAUACAUUUUAUUUUAAAAGAAACAUUUCAAUUACUUAUUUAGAAACAUAGACAUAGAUUUUUUUUUAUUAUUUUACAAAACUACCAUUAUUAUUCUACUGUACUUGUAGUAACAAAUAUAAUGGAUACUAUAUAGUAUCCAUUAUUAUUAAUUAUUAAAUAUAUAUUUGAAAUAGCAUUUACUAAUUUUUAUUUAUUCUAUAGUAGAUUAUGUACUAAUGUUGACAGUGACUGUUCAAUGUAACUAUUUUUAUCACUGAGUGGUUGAUCAACAUCAGUAACAUAGAUAUUAUUGCAAAAACAUGUUAAUGAGAAUGUAGUAUUUCUUUUAAGUGCCAUUGUGUCUAGU
This is a messenger RNA of Pieris brassicae (large cabbage white), 3364 nucleotides long. RefSeq names its product serine protease persephone-like. The transcript is spliced from 10 exons. The record is from RefSeq and is a predicted model, not a curated record. The coding region runs from base 309 to 1388 and encodes 359 amino acids. Lineage: Eukaryota; Metazoa; Arthropoda; Insecta; Lepidoptera; Pieridae. Gene Ontology annotation, molecular function: serine-type endopeptidase activity. Gene Ontology annotation, biological process: proteolysis.